AGUUCCUGUAAUUCCUGUAGACCUAUGUGCUAACGUAGGUCUACUUUGCCACUUAGACUAAUAAUAAUAAUAACGCGUGUUAUGCAUAACCAAACAAAAAACUCCACUGGGAUUUGGGUGAUUAUGUGGUCAUAGGCGCUAAGAGUAUGGGAAACAACACUGUUUGGGAGGCUUUGGCCUGUGUCGAAUUCCUAUAGUAGACCUUGGCAAUUACAAUUCUUUGCGGCCUGUUCCAAACUAAAAGUGGUAAUUCAAAUUUUCGGUAGCAUAUUCUUCCAGAUUAGCAUAAAAAUAAUAGGCUUGCAGUAUGGUUCAUCCUUAGUUUACAGUAUGAACCAAGGGUGACACAACAUCAUUUUUAUUCUGAAUUGGAUCUCUAGGCACAGCCUACGGUUUUGCACACGUUUCACUUUUCUCAGAUGAAAGCAUAAUUCAGAAUUGGCUGAUAACUUACUAUAGCCUAAUGAUGCGCUGUCUUGGUAAGAAACUAGCCAACUCCUCACAAACAUUCAAAAAGGUUUAAGUCAAGCCUAUCGAUGUUUAUUCAUGACGCUUUCCAUUGGAUCUGGCUCCUGUUGUAAGGCGAGGCGAUAUGUUAGGUAUUUUCUGCUCUGUAGCCUGUAGGCUUCAAUUAAUAGCCUAGCUUGGCUUUGUCCUAUAAGGACAAUCCGAGAUGAUGUAGGCUAAUGAACCGUUUGCUAUCAGUAAACUAUUAACCGAGUUUUGGGGUAAAUCGUUUUUUAACACUUUUUUAUUCGUGUGCGUCAGGAACGAACAUGGGUAGUUAGGCCACAACAUAAAAGUCUCGUCUAAUAAAAUAUACUAGCUAACGGUUGUAAGGUGUGAAAUUGCUAGGGUGUGUUACUACCACUCACUAAUAGUAAUAUCCAGUAUUAACUAACCGAAGGCAGAUGCCUACGUACGCAUUUUAAAGAGCUAUGGUUAAAAGUCUUGUCAUAAGGUUGGACCUUUUAGAUAAAGAAACAGGUUAUAAUUACUUGCGAAUUGGCAAGAAAAUAUUGAUAGUCCUUUGCAUGCAAACACAACCCUAGGUGUAGCUUGUCUAACACGAUUAUUUUUUGAUCGAAUCAUUAGAAAUGCGACAAGGUAAUGAGUGAAAUUCGAUGUCAUGAGCCACGAUUAAGACCAUCUGCCCUUGGAUUUUCAUGUGGAGAGCUAGAGAAAAGUUCCCGAUGUGCACAGGAAAGCACUUGGCCGAAAUGUCCUUACACAUUUUGAGCUUGGAUAAGGAGACAAAGGCUCUGCCGUUGAUUGGUUGGUCUCUCCACGUCCGCAGUCACCUCGUAGCGCAGGCAGCCAAGCCUUCCAUUCACAUGUAAAUUGGGCCUCAUAAAUGCCUUCUACAAUUGCCCACUUGCACAGAAUCUGUAGUGCUUGUUAGCACGCAGUGUGUGGAUCUUUGUCUCUAACGGCGCUCGCCUACCAUCUGCCAUCUGCACCAUUCAAGGAUCGUAACGGUAGUCUGCAUUCUGUUCUCGACUCCUUUCCUUUCCACUGUACGGGAUAGCAACAUGGCCCCUGCCUCGAGCAGUGGUAAAACGGAACUCAGUCGGAGCGAAGAUGAAUAUUACGGCAUUAAAGGAGACAGAAAGACGAGAAAGCCACUGGUGGAGAAAAAGAGAAGGGCACGCAUCAAUGAAAGUUUGCAAGAGCUCAGAACACUGCUCGUAGACGCAGAGGCACCAUCAAAAAUGGAGAACGCCGAGGUUUUAGAGAUGACGGUUAAACGUGUCGAAACCAUUCUUCAAAAUCGUGUUAAAGAGGCGGAGAAUGUUAACCGGGAGGCAAGCGAAAGGUUUGCAGCUGGGUACAUUCAGUGCAUGCAUGAAGUCCAUACGUUCGUGUCCAGCUGCCCAGGGAUGGACGCGACGAUAGCAGCAGACCUCCUAAACCACCUCCUAGAAUGUAUGCCUUUGAAUGAUGAAGAUUGUUUUCAAGAUCUUUUGUCGGAUUUGAUGUCAGAGUCAUCAAACAGCUACAGCACUUGGUCAAGUGAAGCAAUGCCGUCACCUGGGGGGAGAAGUGGGUCUAGUGGAAGCACCUCUGCCCUCUCCCCGUCUCCCUCCACUACCUCCGAUGACCUCAACUCAGACCUGGAUGAGACGGACAGUGAGCAGAGUCACAUAUCUACAGAUGUGGACCACCAAGAGAGCCCUAGCACUGCAACCCCGUUUUAUUCUAAGUCUAUGUGGAGGCCUUGGUAGCCCAAUUGUGACGGUUUUUUCUUAGAAUAAGGAUGAUAAUUAAUUUAUGAAAUGGAAUAAUAAGUUAGCCUAGACAGUUUCAGGCAUUAGGCCAUAUCUGAACAUGUUCGCUUUAUUGAAUUUACUAAUUUGCCUAGUGGGCUCUUAAAAGCUCUUUUUAAUGUAAAAAGCCUUGUAUGCAUUCGAAUAAUCGUUUGUAUUUAAUGUUACCUAUAUGUAAACAUUUGUUUGGUCUUUUUGUAUCAUUACUGAGCACAGAUGUAAAUAUUUAAUUGUGGGACUUUCCAAUGUAGGCUGUUUGUAAUUUGAAAUUGAAAAUGUCAACAAACUCCAGUAGGAAGUGUGUUGGGCUACUUCUGUACAGUAGAGUUGAUGUUGUAUUAGUUGCAGCCUAGUUGUUGAACCAUUUCACUUCUUUCCCUCCCAUGACCACAUGACGACUUAAUUUCUUUGACACAAAGAUUCACUUUUGGCUUCCUUCAUUAAAUGCAUUUCCCUAA
This is a messenger RNA of Clupea harengus (Atlantic herring), 2725 nucleotides long. RefSeq names its product hes family bHLH transcription factor 6 (gene hes6). Gene Ontology annotation, molecular function: protein dimerization activity; DNA binding. Gene Ontology annotation, biological process: regulation of DNA-templated transcription. The record is from RefSeq and is a predicted model, not a curated record. Lineage: Eukaryota; Metazoa; Chordata; Actinopteri; Clupeiformes; Clupeidae.